This is a messenger RNA of Amborella trichopoda, 2963 nucleotides long. Its product is annotated as MIF4G domain-containing protein / MA3 domain-containing protein. Gene Ontology annotation, cellular component: nucleolus. The record is from RefSeq and is a predicted model, not a curated record. Gene Ontology annotation, molecular function: RNA binding; protein binding. Lineage: Eukaryota; Viridiplantae; Streptophyta; Magnoliopsida; Amborellales; Amborellaceae. Gene Ontology annotation, biological process: ribosomal small subunit biogenesis.
CGAUUGGAGGUUUUAGCUGUACCUUUUACACCUUAUGAACUUUUUUCAAAUAAUAAAUGGUUAGCGUGAUGGUGGUCUCACUCUCAAAACCUCCCGAGUCCCUAAUCUCUCUCACCCCCUGUCCUCUCCCUUAACUCUGCUCUUCUCUUCGUGCUCUCUCUCAAACGAGAACCACUUUCAAAGUCUCCUUAUCUUCAACAUCCUUCAUCUUCUUCAACACGGUAAUGCAUUACGCCAGUGAUGUAUUUCACAUAAAAUAUAUUUCUAGAGAAAAUGGAAGAGAAAUCAAGAAAAGUGAUAAGAAAAGAAGCUAGGGCUCAAAAGCGAAAGAAUCGGUUCUCAUCAUGGAUAGAGCAUAAGACUUCUAGGAAAAUGAGUUUUGAAACAAACUCGUCGAAUACAGUUGAGAAGCCGCCUUUGAUUGUAUCAAGUAAAACUUCAAUUGGAGAUGAAACUUUGAUCAAACAACGGCCCUCAAAGAAAGCAAAUAUGAAUCAUGACUCUUCACAAAAACUCUCAAAUGAAAAUCAUGAUGGUAAAGCUGUGAAGAACACAGGGAACAACUCCAAAAGAAGUUUAAAAGUAAAGGAUAAGAAAUUAAAGAAAACCAAGAAGAAAAACACUGGGAAGUCCAAGACAAAGUUUGAACAGUAUCUUGAGAUGGACAUGAAUAAGGGGGUUUCAGCUGAAGAAGAUCUUGAGAUGGAGAGAAAGCUUGCGAAGAAAUUGAAGGUAAAUGAAGGCAAAUUACGAGGUGUUGAUGAUGGUAUGAAUGCAUUGAUUUUGGGGUUUCCUAAUGUUGAUGAUUUGACCGAUGGAGAAGAUGACAUCAAUGGUGAUGAAGAUAUCGACCUUCCUAAACAUGCUAAAGGGAAGAGAAAUGCGCUUUCCAUGAAUGCUCCAAAAACUUCAAUGGAUUUUUCUGAAAAGGAAAGUUUAGGAGCUGAAGAUGAGGAGGUAUCAUCUGAAGACCAAGAGAAGGUAUCUCGUGAUGACCUAGAUGAUACACUUAUGGAAGAAUUAUCAGGAGAAGAAGAUGAUAGGAACACAAAUGAAGGUAGUAUUGAUAUUUCUGAACUAGAAGGAUACGAAAAUAAUUCUUGUGAGCUAAAACCAUGUGCAACUGAGAGCCCAAAUGCAAGAUUGGUAAUUGAAGAGCCUAGUGCCAAAGAUGGGAAUGUGAAGUAUGUCGCACCCCAUUUGAGAUCUCGUGUGGAUGGUGAAUCCGAAGAUUUUUCUCAGAUCCGGCGCCAGGUAAGAGGUUUGCUGAACAAGCUUUCAGAGUCAAAUGUUGAGUCAAUCACUGGGGAUGUCUCGAACCUCUUUCAGUCUGUUGGUCGUAGUGCAGGCAGUCAGAUUGUUGGUGAUGAGCUCUUGAGUUCAUGUUCCAAAGGACCACGUGGCAAUGAACAGUAUGCAGCCAUUUUUGCAGCCUUUAUUGCAGGAAUGGCAUCAAUGGUUGGGAUCAACUUUGGUGCCAAGAUUCUUGCAUCAGUGGCUAGAUCUAUGGAGGAUGAAUAUUUGAAGGAUGAUGGUCUUUCUUUGCGAAAUCUCACCCUACUACUCUCGCAGCUAUGUAUUUUUGGUGUUUGUUCCUGUGACUUGAUAUAUGACCUGCUCUCUGUAUUGAGCAAACGGUUAACAGAGAUGGAUGUCUCCACAAUCUUGACUAUUCUAAAAUGUUGUGGUAUGAAACUUAGAGCCGAUGAUCCAGCUGCUAUGAAAGAUUUUGUCCUUGGUAUUCAGCAAAGAGUGCGUGAAAUUAAGUCUCUUUCUGAAAAGACCACAGAUGGUCAACCAAAGAUCAAUAGCAAAAGGAUGGAAUUUAUGCUUGAAACGAUAUGUGAUAUCAAAAACAACAAAAAGAGGACAAAAGAGGAUCCAGUUAAUCAUGCCAGGUUGAAGAAAUGGUUACAGAAAUUAAGAGUGGAAGAAAUCCAGCUUCGAGGGCUCAAAUGGGCCAAGCUCCUUGAUCCUUAUAAGAAGGGCCAAUGGUGGGUUUCUGGGGACAUUGUUACCAUUAAAGAUAAUGUUGCAGAGAUUGCAAGCACCAUUGACACUGAAGCCUUUGAAGUUCAUAAGUUGCUUCAGCUUGCAGCUGCACAAAGAAUGAACACAGAUGCAAGGAGAGCAAUCUUCUGUAUAAUCAUUAGUGGCGAAGAUUAUAUUGAUGCUUUUGAAAAGAUUCUAAGGCUCGAUUUGAAUGGGAAGCAGGAUAGAGAAAUCAUGCGCGUUCUCGUGGAGUGUUGCUUGCAAGAGAAGGUAUUCAACAAGUAUUACGCAGUCCUAGCCUCCAAGUUAUGCAACCAUGACAAGAACCACAAGUUUACUCUACAGUACUGCUUAUGGGACCAUUUCAAGCAACUGGAUUCCAUAGAGCUGAGAAGAUCCAUGAACCUUGCCCAUUUUGUGGCCGAGCUCCUGAGCACCUUCACCCUCUCUCUAGCCGUGCUCAAGUCAGUCGACUUCACUGAUCCCAACUCUCUAACCCCAAGACGAGUCAUGCAUUUCCGACUAUUCUUUGAAGCCCUCUUCGAGCACCCUGAUUCACUUGUGUGGAAUAUGUUUUCUCGAAUUGCAGGCACCCCUGAGCUCGAGGCACUUAGAAAUGGCAUUGAGCUUUUCAUAAAGCAGUGUGUUCUCAAGGUUCCAUCCUCAGAGGCUCAAUCACUUAAACUGAAAUUUAAGGUUGCCAAGAAGGCUUUGAACAAUGUAGCCGGGAUCCUUAUGUGAAUUUGGAUGAGUUUGCAUGUUUUAUUUUCUCAAAAAAUUAGAAAAAAAAUCAAUUGGGAGAGAGAAAAGGAAAACCGGAAGUCUAUCGUGUUGAGUGGAAUGGUGGCCUGUCUAGUGCUCCGUGAUUGGUUAUGUAAUAGGGUGACCUUUUUAUGAGGUGCACACUUUAUAAUGUACAAGUAAGGCCCACCUCUAAAUUUUGCCGGAAGAUAUAGUUUUGGUGCCGGAAA